CUAGUAAUAGAGAUAAAACAGAUCAUAUAUUAGCUACUGAAAUAGUUAAAGAAUUAGAAGAUAUGGUAAAAGAUAGUGAGCUCAAAGCUGAAAUUACAAUUAUAAAAACAGUAGAAGGAUAG
This is a messenger RNA of Scutellospora calospora, 122 nucleotides long. NCBI's taxonomy places the organism in Eukaryota, Fungi, Glomeromycota, Glomeromycetes, Diversisporales, Gigasporaceae. The record is from the annotation of a GenBank genome assembly.